Molecule: messenger RNA, 2649 nt
Organism: Cucurbita maxima (winter squash)
Lineage: Eukaryota; Viridiplantae; Streptophyta; Magnoliopsida; Cucurbitales; Cucurbitaceae
Product: PX domain-containing protein EREL1-like
Exons: 11
Coding region: 444-2342 (632 amino acids)
Biological process (GO): protein transport
Molecular function (GO): phosphatidylinositol binding
Source: RefSeq, a predicted model, not a curated record
CCGAGAAGAAGCUCAAGGAAGAAGGUCGCGGGCGAGACGGCGACAGUUCGGUGUUUGCUUCUCAAGCAUUCUCUCUCUAACAUUCUCUCUCUAUAUCUCUUCAUGGAUACAGACAGAAUCCGAAAGCCAAAGCUCAGAUAAUUUCCUAAUUUACUCGCUGCACGCGGCUUCAGGUGGCUACGUUUUUCUCCUUUGCUGGCGUGAGAUUCUAGUUCCAUCUGUCCAUUGUCAGAUUUUCCACCUCUUGUUUUGUGUUUUCCGAUUCGAUCCGACGGAAAAACGCCGCUGAUUGCUCUGAAACUCGGGCAGGAGGUCGUUCAUCGAAUGGUUAAUUGGAUUGGAUUCGAUUGCGUAGCGGAUAAGGAAGAGGAUCUCGUCAAAUUUGUGUUUCCGAUCCUGAUGAUUGUAUUCAGUUUGUGGAAAUUUUAGGAGAAAUUUGAAGUAUGAUGCAGAAUCGAAGUCCGCCCAAACAUAGACAUGAUGGAACCUCGCCGUUGCCUCUUGGAAUGGACUGGAGUCCUCCUCCUCGAAAAUGGAAUGGGAAGGACACAGUUUGGCCUCACGAUCAUCACACUGGAUGGAGUUACUGUGUUAUAAUACCUUCAUGGGUUGCCCUUCCGAAAACACGAGCUGCAGAUCCUGUAGUGUUCUACAGGGUUCAGGUUGGUGUACAGUCACCUGAGGGGAUCACAGCACUACGGAGAGUUUUAAGGCGAUUUAACGAUUUCCUAAAUUUAUUUUCUAAUAUUAAAAAGGCUUUUCCGAAGAAAAGUAUUCCACCAGCUCCAUCCAAAGGGAUCUUGCGGAUAAGAACCAGGGCUCUCUUAGAGGAGAGAAGGCGUUCUUUGGAGGAAUGGUUGACGAAGCUGCUAUCUGACAUUGAUAUCUCAAGAAGUGUUGCAGUCGCGUCCUUUCUUGAGCUAGAAGCUGCUGCUAGGUCAUCUUUCCAAAAUGAUAAUCAGGAGGAGCCUUCAGAUUAUGGUAGUGAUACUGCUUAUGAGGCCUCUGAACUUGGAACAGCAAGUCUGGGAAGAGAUGAUAGUUCUGAAAUUGCCAUUGAUGAUUUAGCCAUGGAUGACGAUCUUUCUAGCCCAAUCGAAAAACUUGUGAAGUAUGGAUUGUCCAAUAUUGACGAGGGACUGUUUAUGGGGCAGACCAUUCUAGAGCAGUUGGAAGGCCGUCCAAAACAUAAAGCUCAUCCUAGAUAUAACAACAAUUUAAAGGAUGGGCACAAUGGUAAUACAUCUAAGGCAUCGUACUUGGAUAAAAAUGGACUGGUACCUUUUUUAGAGCCCGAGCAUGGCGAGGUAAUUGGUCAUGCACAAAAGCUGUCUGAUGAGAGUGUGGCAAGUGAUGCAAGUUCUCUGAGGGGUGGAGAAAUUUCAAGCUUUUCACGUUCAAAUUCGAUAGGCAAUGGCUCACUUGACCAUUCGAGUGCUGAGGUUUCAAAUGCAAUUGAAAUUCAUAGCAACCCUGAAUUGCAUUUUUCACGUGAUGCACUGCUCCUCCCAAAGGAUCAUCGCCAUAAAAUGAAUAGGGUUCUUUCAACAAUGCAUCAAAGGCUAGUGACCGCAAGAACAGACAUGGAGGACCUUAUAUCAAGACUGAACCAGGAAAUAACUGUGAAAGAUUACCUUGCAACAAUGGUUAAGGAUUUGGAAGUAGAACUUGAAACAAACAAGCAGAAGAGUAAAGAAAACCUUCAACAAGCUAUUUUGAUGGAGAGGGAAAAAGUUACCCAAAUGCAGUGGGAAAUGGAGGAACUUCGUCACAAAUCAUUGGAAAUGGAGUUAAAGUCGAAGUCUAAAGAGGGUGAAAAUUCGUUUUCAGUGCCUAGGAAAGAAUUUACCCUCCAGGAGAAAGUUUCCUUGCAAGAAGAGCUUGAUUCCACAAAAGAGCAACUAAAAAAUGUUUCUAAGCGAUUUGAAGAGUUUGAAGGAAAAUCAAAAGCAGAUAUCAGGGUUCUUGUUAAAGAGGUUAAAUCUCUUCGAAGUACCCAAGCCAAACUUAAACAAGAGCUUAGUCAAACACUUCAACAGAAGUCCAAGACCGAGGAAUUCCUUCAACAGGAAAGAGAACUGAGACAGCAUGCAAACGCAGCUUGGAAAAAGCUGCUGUCUGAAUGUAGGAGCAUACAUGGUCGGCUUCAAAGCUGCAGCAUAAAUUUUACAGUAGAUGAUUAUAACCAUAUUGCGGAAUCGUCAUCCCUGUCUAAUGCGUUGGAGGUGCUGACUACAUCCGAAGACCGACUAAAUUUCCUUCUGACCGAGGCAAAUCUUCUCUCCGAUAGCAUACAAACUGCUACUUCAACAACGAAUGAUGAUGUUCAGGAUGGCGAGUAGGAUCGAUUAAGGUAGAGGCAGAGUUGAGGAUGAUACUUAAAGACACGUUCACCGAAAACGUGUAGGUUGAGGAAAUGGUGAAGCAGAGGCUUCUUCUUCACAAAAUAGUAGAGUAAAUACCACAACAUGAUUCCCUUUUGAAUCAGUAUAUUAUUCCCCUUUUCCUUUUUUUUUCCCUCUAUUUGUUCUUCCCCUCCUUCCCCUAUAAAUAUAAGAAAUCUUUUUUGUUGAUUCAGUAGUCAUUUUGCACAUCUUUGGAUAAAAUAAUGCUGCCUGCUUGGUAUGGUAUAGGCGAUGAUUUUAGUUA